CUUGUGCGCCGGACACCUCAACUCCUCUUUAUGCGCAAUGUCGGUGUACAUCGACCUGGCCCCCAGCCAUGAACAGCUCGCCGAAAUCGCGCAGCUCAUCGACACGUGCGGCGGCAAGGACUCAAAAAUAGGGGUGUCUUGCCAAAAACUCCUGGGCCAGACCAGGGAAAAAGAAGCCAUCCACCUCAUCCUAAACAACAUGGACACCGUCUGGAUCAACGACAACGAUAAAGACGUCGAAUGCUUCUUCGCUCUGCUAAUGUCUCUGCUCGUUAGGUCGGGACACGAAAGACUAGAAGAAGCCAAAGAACCCCUGACGACCACCCUAGCCCAAUCGACCGACCGAGCGCCUCUCCGUCUAUCCAUCCUGAGCUACAUCUACAACUCCUACAACUCUCCGGAAUGGCGAAUUCACUGGUUCAAGGCCAUCCUCAAAUUUUGUCUCAUAUCCAAUCAAUAUGUCGCGGUUCCUUCGCUCAUCGAACAGAUGGACAGACUGUUCUGCGAGACCUCUGCAACAACUCAGCAGCAAAGAGAUGUCUACUUUUUUGUCAUGCAGCUCUCCGAUGGAUCUCCCUACCUGUCCAACAUCCGACUCAAAUGGCUGCAAACGUUCGACGAUGAGGACCUGAACUCCAUUCGACAGAACGCAGAAGUCUGUGAUAUCAUUCAACGAGCCGUACUCGCUCAUAUUGCAGACACCAAUUAUCUGUUCGAGCCCGUCUACAUAUGUAAUGCCGCCAGACUGCUCCAAAUCGUCAACCCGCCCUUGUACGAGCUACUAGGCAUCCUCACCAACGCCACCGUGACUGAGUUCGAGACGUUUGCAGAAGUUCAAAAAAAUUUUUUUCAGAACAACGAAAUUCUCUCUAAAGACUUUGUCCUUCACAAAAUGAGAAUCUUGACGCUUCUGUCAUUGGCCUAUACUUCUGACUGCAUCCCGUACCAUGCCAUCUCCGAGAGUCUACACGUGCCGGUCGAAGACGUCGAGUCUUGGAUCCUGGAGACCGUCAACACGGGAAUUUUGAAUGCAAAAAUUGACCAAGAAAACCAGGUCCUCUUGGUCUCCUAUGCGCUUCAGCGAGAGAUUCAAAUCGCUCACUGGCAGUCCUUGAAGGACAAGCUUAUCAUGUGGAAAGAAAACAUUCAGUCUAUGGCACGAGUUGUCAAAAACGCCCGCAUGCAAAAGUGCAGCGGGCAACAGGAUGGCUUGAUGCCGCAACAAGACGGCGGGCAGGUUCUUUGAGCGAUUCUCGCGAAGCGGAAAUGCGCGCGUGUAUCAGUGCCGUCUUUUGGCGUUUAUUAAAAAAAAACCUGUCAAAAUCUCUUUCCAGAUGCACAAAAAGAUUUGAUUUUUGGCAGUUCGGAAAUAUGAGAAUAGUGAA
Schistocerca gregaria is the source of this 1385-nucleotide messenger RNA. RefSeq names its product eukaryotic translation initiation factor 3 subunit M-like. The coding region runs from base 38 to 1246 and encodes 402 amino acids. Gene Ontology annotation, cellular component: eukaryotic translation initiation factor 3 complex. The record is from RefSeq and is a predicted model, not a curated record. The transcript has 3 exons. NCBI's taxonomy places the organism in Eukaryota, Metazoa, Arthropoda, Insecta, Orthoptera, Acrididae. Gene Ontology annotation, biological process: cytoplasmic translational initiation.